GAAGCCUCCCGCCGAGCGCGCAGCAGCCCUGGUGCCGGGCGCAGGCUGGACGCAUCAACUCGCACCCAGAGGUGGGAACCACUGGCCAGGCCCUGACCAGUUUUUUGUUCCCAAGAGGCUUCAGCCCCACCAGGACGUGUUUUUUUAAGGCCAUCCCUAACUGCAGCCCAGACAAGGCCUGGCCACUGCCCUGCAGGGGCUGAGCUUUGGCGUGACGUCAGAGCUCUGCCUCCGGCCCAGCUUAGGCACCACAGCAUGCAGCCCCACGAGAGCAGUGUCCACUAUAGCAAGUGGGACGACAGCAGCAGGGACGAGGUCAGCAUGGCUGCUGUGUCCAGCACAGAAGAGGCCUCCUGUGGCAGGAGGGUCGCCCAGAAGCUGUGCUCGGGCAAGCUGGGGAUUGCCAUGAAGGUGCUGGGCGGAGUGGCCCUCUUCUGGGUCACCUUCAUCCUGGGCUAUGUCACAGGCUACUACGUGCACAAGUGCAAAUAAAGGCUGCCCCCCUCGCA
Ictidomys tridecemlineatus (thirteen-lined ground squirrel) is the source of this 509-nucleotide messenger RNA. RefSeq names its product small integral membrane protein 1 (Vel blood group) (gene Smim1). Lineage: Eukaryota; Metazoa; Chordata; Mammalia; Rodentia; Sciuridae. The record is from RefSeq and is a predicted model, not a curated record.